UAUAAAAAUGUUUAAAAAGACUUAUAUUUAGGAACGGAGGCAGUAAAUUACUAUCAUACAUACACAACCAACAUUUCAGAUUUUCACUCACGGUAAUAAUCAAAUACAGUAAAGAAAUUGGCUUAUAAAUAGACGCUCCACACGCACGCACACACAAUACAUGAGUAAUAGUGAGAGUGAGACACACACACUACACACCGGAAUCAUCGAAAUGGCGACCGGCGUCGGCAACGGCACAGGCCCGUCGACGAACGACGACGCGCUCCAGUCCCUCCUCGUCGCUGCGCGGCCGUUCCUCCGGGGCGACCUCGCGGCGGUCGACCCCGAGCUGCCGUCGCUCGUCUCCGUCCUCGUGUCCGCCGGCGCCGGCGAGUGCUACCACAAGCACGGCACCUUCCUAGCCCACCUCCUCGACGUCUACCGGAUCCUCCGCCUCUGGGGCGCGCCCGACGCCGUCGCCCGCUGCGGCCUCUUCCACUCCUCCUACUCCAACUCCUACGUCAACCUCGCCAUCUUCGAGCCCGACGUCAGCCGCGCCCGCGUCCGCGGCAUCGUCGGCGAGGCCGCCGAGCGGCUCGUGCACCUCUUCUGCGUCGUCCCGCGCCACGCGCUCAUGCACGACGACCUCCACCUCCGCUACACCGACGCCGAGCUCCGGGACCACCUCGCCGCCGCCGGGGCGUCCCUCCAGGCCGCGCGCUCCCACGGCGGCAGACCGGAGGACAAGGCGGAGCCGUGGCGCUUGAAGCUGCGGUCGGUGGUGCCGGAGGACGGCGUGGUGGUGCCGCACAUCCGGACGGGGGAGCCGGUGGCGCUGUCGCGGCGUGUGCUGGCGGUGUUCGUGCUGAUGACCGUCGCCGACUUCAGCGACCAGUACACGGACUACCAGGACAAGCUGUUCCGCAACGACGACGGGCGCCUCGAGUUCGCCGGAGACAACUGGGCCGCGCUCUGGCCGGGGACGGGCAAGCCGGGGCUGUGGAUGAGCGCCACGUCCAGGCUCGCCGCGCUCUACCGCCUCAUCGCCACCGACGAGCAGCUCCGCCACAUGGAAGAACAAGUGGGGCCGACGAAGACGACGGCGGACGAACAGGACGCGGGCCUGGAGCUCUGCAUCCCGCCCGUGUUCGACCGGUGCAGCAAGGUGCUGGACCCCGGCGAGCAGAUCGCGGCGAGGGACAUGUACUGGGAGGCGAUCUGCAGCGACGGCAAGGAGGAGGGCGUGGAGUCGCUGCUGCGGCGGUGCAUCGCGAAGAACCCGUACGUGGGGGAGCCGUGGCUGGUGCUGGCUCAGGUGCUGCUGAACGGCGGAGGGAGGUGGGAGGAGGCGGAGGCGGCGGCGGAGGAGGGGCUGAGGCUGGUGGUGGAGUGGGGCAGCAGCUGGGACAAGAGGAUGUCGUGGGAGGGAUGGGUGUCGUGGGGGAGGGUGAUGAGGGACAAGGCCAGGGAGAAACAGUGGCCGCGCUCCGCAUGGGGCAUCAUCAACCUUGGACUCGUCAAGGAAAUCGACCACAACUAGAGCUUUACCUGUUGUACUUAGCGACUAUGCAUGUCUUCAUUAGCUGUGUGAUGGUGUGGUAUUUGAGUAUGUGACCUAUGUUUGGGUCAUUGUGUGUUCAUUAGUGUGAUUGUAUUGUACUCCCUCCGUUUCUAAA
Hordeum vulgare subsp. vulgare (domesticated barley) is the source of this 1655-nucleotide messenger RNA. RefSeq lists its product as uncharacterized. Bases 161 to 1519 code for a protein of 452 amino acids. NCBI's taxonomy places the organism in Eukaryota, Viridiplantae, Streptophyta, Magnoliopsida, Poales, Poaceae. The record is from RefSeq and is a predicted model, not a curated record. The transcript has a single exon.